Molecule: messenger RNA, 471 nt
Organism: Exserohilum turcica Et28A
Lineage: Eukaryota; Fungi; Ascomycota; Dothideomycetes; Pleosporales; Pleosporaceae
Exons: 1
Source: RefSeq, a predicted model, not a curated record
ACAGUCUACUUCUACAGGCCGCAGGUAAUGCCCUACGGCACCUUCUGCCAAUGGAACCAAAGCCCGAUUUCGAUUCCCACAACGUCUCUGGAAUGGCUCGUAGCACAAGCACCAAGACCAGGACCAGCCCCGACGGAGGCGAGGGAAAUCCUCGCCUCGUAUCCUAGUCCGAUCACGUUCAGCUGCGCCGAACAAGCCUACAUGUUCCUCAAAGCGCUGUAUUUCCACAGCGAGCUCUUCUGCACGUCCAUCAUGGAGGCCCGGUACCCAAGUCAGCACAAGCAGCUGGGGCGCGGGGUGCCGGGGUACGACGACGCAGCGUGGUGCUUGGUACGCGAACGUGUGGCGCGCGUAGUCAACUACUGCAAAUUCAUGGAUGCCGAGAAUGCGCGGAUGAGGGCCGUGUUGCUGGGCACGGGGGAUGCUGAGUUGGUCGAGGCUGGGCGCAGGGAUCGCGUGUGGGGGAUUGGG